AUGGCCGCUUGCCCUCUCCUUCCCCUCUUUCUCGUCGACAGAGUCCUCUGCUUUUUUUCCUUCAUCUGCUCUAGUUCGCUCUUGCCUCGUAGAAGCCGAGCUGUCUCCGCGUAUGCUUCGUUUGCUCUUCUUCUCUUUUCUUUUCCGGCCUUCAUCGCACCCCAUGCUGGUAUCUUCUCUGUCCGCGCGAGUACCCUCUCCGUCGACGCCUUUUUUCCGUCGCCCGCACACCUCAGCCAGGGGCAGGUCGGUUUUUCAGGCAGGCCGGUUCUCUUCUUAAACAAAGAAAAGACGUCAAAGACAUUGUUUCCUUCUUCGAUUGCUCCUCAUCUUCCUCCUCCUCUCGUGCCCUCAGCUGCCUCUCUGUCCGGUCCCCUUCGUUCGCGCUGUCACUUCACUGCCCCCUCAAGUGCUUCUCUCUCUUUCGCCUCUCCGUCGCUUUCAGCAUUUCUUUCAUUCGCCUCCUGUUUCGACCGAUGCGCGUUCCCUCUACAUCCUCGUCCACGUCUGCAUCUCUUUCCUGCGCCUGCGUGGACAAGCAGUCUCCGGCACUCUCGCUUCCACGGGUGGGAGAAGCCACUUCUCUCGCCCUCCUACGUGCCCGCCCACGCUGUCCCUGUGCCUGUCCGUAUGCGUUUCUCUUUUCGAUUCUCGUCAGCCCAGCCGUCAGCCUCUCAUCGUUCUUCGUUUCCAUCGUCGCUCUAUUCGUCUCCCAGUGUCUCGCCUCCGGAGUCAGCCGCUUCAGCGUCCUGUUCUCUCUCCUCUUCUUCAGUCUCGGCUCCGCCUCUCCUCACUGCAUUGUGUCCGGCAUGGCCCCGCUCGGCGUCUCGUCCUGCCGCCUUCUUUUCGUUUGAUUAUCUGUGCCUGACGUCGCCCGAGUCGGCGCGCGUGUUUGCUCGUUGUUGGGAACGCAUGCUGACUUGUCUCCUCCUUCCCAUCGCAUCUCAAUCGUGCUCUUCUACUUCUUCGUCUACAUCUCUUACACCGCCCUCUUAUCCGUCUCAUUCUCCUCCGUCUUGCGAGUCUUCCUCAUGUUCCGCGGCCUCUGUUUCUCCUCCUCAUCUGUUCCGGUGUCUAGACAGCGUGCCCCGCCAGUCCAUCGUAUGUGUCGGAGACGGCACUCGCCACGCUGCUGAGGAGGCACUGCAUGCAGUUUUUAAGAGGUUGUGUUGCCAUCGAGGCAAGGCUGAUGACACAGCAACGAACGAAGCGAGGCGAGGACCACUAGAAGGGAAGAACAACGCCAGGGAAAGCGAAGAAGAGACAAGCCAGAACGUGGAGGGGGACGACCGUGUAUCGGGGACUGCCAGCCAGCGCCAUGGAUUCCGGGGACAUAAACUGGACUUGAAUGCAGAAGAAACGGCCACAAGCGAAAGGUCGACGAAUGAUUCUAGGCGGAGAGAGGGCAGGGAACUCGAUUGCAAUUUUCAGAACGUUUCAGAUGAGACACAAAGCGCUUCGCGUGAAAUCCAAAGUCUCUUCUCGCCCUGGAUGCCUUCGGUAGCUACAGCGGCCCGGCUCGCAGCCGACUUGCCUCCUCGUCCCCCAAUUCUUUCCUUGCUGUGUUUGACAAGCGACAACGACUAUCGCGGUGGUUUCAGCCCUGACGCUUUCAACGAGAGGUGUAUUCACGCGCCUGAACAACACACUGACCCGUUGGAAGAUGUGGGCCAUGUUGAUCCCUGGUGUAACUACACCCGAGCUCAGCGCGUUGCGGUGUCAGUGGAGCUUCCCGGCCUGCGCCGUUCGGUCGUUUGCUGUCCAUGCUGGCUGCAAACGCGCGUGGUUUGGCCGACUUCGGCUUUAGCAUCCGAGGACCUCGCAACCACUUUUGAGGAGCGGAAGCUGAGGGAAGUCGUACAGCUUUUCGGCGCGCAAAACGUGUCCGUUUCUUCAGCUCCGCGGUCCUGUGACCAACCAAGCUCCGGCGACAGCCCCGGAGAUUCGGUGUAUAUACACCCCAACAAGAGCUCAUGUGGCGAUGUGCAAAAAGCGUCUUUCCAUGGAACCGUACUUCCGAGUGUGUCGUCUCGAACGCGCGUGUCGUUGUCAGACCACAACGACGUGGCUUUUUCGUCUCGCACACCAGAGGAGAUACACCCCAAAACACGCGAUGCGCCCGAACAUGGGAAGGAAGGCCAGACUGCAGCCAGAGCAGUGAAUGACGUUUUCGGAGGCACAGAAGCGCGUGAAAAGGAAGCGAGAAGUGAAACCGCUUCGUGGACUUCGCUGCCGCUCUUCCGCCUUCAGCGCUUGAACAUUUACACCACCACGCAGAGGAUGCUGGCACUGGAAGAGAGGCAGGCGUUACUUGCGACUCUCAGGGAGGCUUUGUUGAAACGUGAAAAGAGCGCGGAACCUGCAGAUACACCACGCACGGCGGCCGCGCGCGCGACUGUCGAGACGAGGAAAGAAGAAAAAGCACAAGCCUCCGAGACAGAGAGCGGGAAGACAGAAGGGGCGGGGCAACGGCAGCUCUUAGAAGGCGGUCGGGAUGGGAUAGAAGCGCAGACUCAAGAGGGGGAGGAGAAAGGAGAGGACGGACAAGACGCAAAAGUAACUGUAGCCUUUGUCAUGCUAGCGAGUCCUUCAGCAGUCUGGAGCUGGGUUGCAAACGGGCUUCCUCUAGAGCACUCGACUCUCGACGCUCCUGUUCUUCCUUCUUACACGGCCAUCCACGCCGGGGCCAAGCAAAUCGUCGUGGACUCUCUCCCCAGGAAGAAGUCCUCUUCUCGUUCGUCUUCUUCCUCUGCCGCUGCUUCUCCGGCGUCUCCCACUUGCUCACAGGCGCCUCUCGAGCUCUCGCCUUCGGCCCGUGAGGGAUCGGGUCAGCCUCGUAAGGCAGCCAGCCACUUGCUGUCGACAGAAGCUGACUUAAUGCGCCUGCUUGAAGAGUGCAGGAACAGCGUGAUGGAGGGACGCGAAGCAGAGAAGAGGCGGAGAAAAGAAACACAGAAACUCGUGGCUCUCGCGAUCGGCCCCACGACUGCCGCCGCCGCUCGCCACGCAGGAUUCGCGAAGGUCGUUGCGGCCGCACAGCCUGGUCUCGCUGGAUGGACGGAAACGCUGUUUCGGGCGAUCGAGAAUCACGUGGAAGAAGAGAAGAAGAAGCGAAGGAAGGUCUGCUGCGAGGAGAGUGCAAGAUGCGGCAGCGAAGGAGAGAGAGAUGCGGGACACGGGAACAGAGGAUCCAGGGACAAAGAUCAGUUCCAGCGCUCAAAUGAGAAAGUUCGCGUCCUUGUUCUUCUAACGAGAGAAGAAGGAAAAAAUAUGGAACUGGUGAACCUCCUGUGGGAGAGGGGAGUCUCUGUCGACUUCGCUGCGCUCAAGGACUCCCUCAAAGGAGCCGCAACGGACAACGGAAACCAAGAAGAUGCAACGCAAGCCUCUGCUUCUUCCGCUAAGUCUCCCUCUUCUUCAUCUCCUCUUCAUUCUCCUUCUCUCUCUUCUUCUUUUCCACCAAAUGCCUCGACAAUCCCUUUGUUGAGGGAACCCGCCGGCGAAGGCGAGGUGCGGCCAGUGGCCGGAGACAUCGAGGGCGUAAGCGCCACGAAGGACGGGGGACCGGGAACAAGCCUCGAGGACAAGGUAAAAGAGAACGAGAAGGACACACCGACAGGAGAAGAGGGAGAAAGGCAUGGGGGUGUGCGAGAGAAACGCCACAAUAUCGUCAUGAAGGUGCUAGAAGUUCCUCUGCUUAGAACAGAGGCCUUCCGAGGAGUCUUCAAGAGGGAGCAGUCGAUUCUGGAGGAAUUGCUGGCCUCGAAUGUCGUCUCGGCUGUAGAGUCACACGCGAUAGGCUCGAGCCCUAGAGAGACGCCGAAGAAGUAA
Molecule: messenger RNA, 3831 nt
Organism: Toxoplasma gondii ME49
Lineage: Eukaryota; Apicomplexa; Conoidasida; Eucoccidiorida; Sarcocystidae
Exons: 2
Coding region: 1-3831 (1276 amino acids)
Biological process (GO): uroporphyrinogen III biosynthetic process
Molecular function (GO): uroporphyrinogen-III synthase activity
Source: RefSeq, a predicted model, not a curated record